AUGUUGUUUCUGCUGCAAAGGAUAUGUGUGGUGUGGAUGUGCAAUGUUGUUAUACGCGUUUGUUCACAAAGUCUUCAAGAUCUCAAGCCUGGUAAGCAAUUUGGGGUUUGUUUUUGAUUGUGGUUCUUCUCGAUGUGGCUAUAAUGAUCAAUUUUGCAAAGCGCAAGCUAGAAGCUUUGCAUAAGCUCUUGAAAAAAAUUAUGCAGAGUUGUACCAAGAAUGGUUGGUUCCAGCGGAAGAUGUACUAGAUUUUAGGGCAAAAAUUGGUCGAAAUUUAAAAUUCAAUCUCCAAAAGUUGAUAACUAAUCCAGUAGUUGUCCGAUUUGGACAGUUCUUGGAUGUAACAGUAGUAGGACUCCUAUACUUUAACCAGAGAUUGCCACGGCUCCGGAGCCAGCUCUUGGCUCCGGCUCUGAGCGGUUCCGUCUCCUAGCCGGGAGCCAGAGCCGGAGCUUUUUGGUCUUGCCGCGAUACAAUUAAUUUCCUUGGCUGCUACGCCAUUUUUCGAUACGAGAUUGCCCAUUAUUUUCUCGACAGACCGAUAUGCCCAACUCUUUAAAAAUAACAAAGCUUAUGCUUUACUGCCCUUAAUUUUCAGUAAUCGAAGUCCCCGACGACGUCAACCGCAAAGGCUACACAUUGGACACCGCCCAUCUGGACCUUCUUUACAAACGGACCGCCUUGACCGCGUUGCUGAAGGCGCGCGCCAAACAAGAGCUUCAGCAUCUCUCACACACCGAAAAGGUGAUCUAUCAGCAAUGCGAGUCCACGGCCGCUACACCCGUGCAAUUGGCCAAGUGUGUGCGGAAGUUGAUUCGAGAUGGGAGCCGGCAGAAGGCGGAGUACUCGGACAAGUCCACGGAGAAUUGGAUGAACAAGCUUUUGAGCGUAAAUACGGAGACGUUGUUUCCGAAUCAAGAGGAGACACCGAGGAAAGAGAGCCCGAAAGUGUUUUCUCGACCAAUCAGCGCCAAAAAGGCGAGGCAGGUGAAUCAGCAUCGGCUGCGGAUCAAGUUCCGGCAAGCGCGGAAGAUACAGUACGCCAAGCAGGAGGUCGACUUGAAAGCGAGGCCCUAUCGCCACAAACGCGCGAUAAAUGCUAGAAUCAUUAGUAAACGUAAGCCAUUUACAAUUAUUUUUGAUAUACGACACGAAACUCACUUUAUAACGGUAAUGCAAAACGUAUAUACUUCAGCACCCACCUCCCCUCGCUGCAAGACCCCAACGAACAUUUUGAACCUGCGGAGGGUUGAGAAGUACUUUGAACUUGGCAAUUACUGUAUGAAAUACUUGAAGAGCAUUGGGGCGAGCAAUUCGGAGUGAGUUUUUUUGGACUGUAGUGUAUGAGCGACUAUAUCAGUCUGUCGGGAAAACAAUGACCAUACUGUCGCUGAAUUGAAAAGCAACUUGAUUUUUUCGCGACACAAUUCAUUUUCUUGGCGUCGAUGCGAUUUUCGAUGCGACAGAGUGCUCAGUAUUUUCCCGACAGGCUCAAAAGUUAUGUUAUUCUGUCGGGAAAAUAAUGUGGAUUGAAAAAUAAUGUGGAUUUGAGGACAAUAGAAUUGUGGCAUGCGCGGCUAGCCGUCCUAAAUUGAUGGGCCUGAAAUUCAAGGGUCGACAACUACACAUUAUUUUCCCGACAGACUGUUUCACUUUAUCGGGAAAAUAAUGAUCACAAUGUCGCUACGCCGAUCGCGUCGUUGAAUUGAAAAGAAAUUUGAUUUUGUCACGAUAAAAUUUUUAUUUUCUCGGCGGCGGUGCGAUUUUCGAUGCUCAUUAUUUUUCCGACACACUGAGGUUAUAUAUUUUCAUCAUAGUAGACAAUAAGACACAAAUAUUUUUCAGUUUCCUCGAAAAGUUCAUGCCGGUCUCCUUCCGCGAGCACGCUGCCUCCAAAAAUACUCCAGCCGGAGAGCUGAAGUCGGUCGUUGAGCAGCUGGACACUCAAAGCAUUUCGUUUUUAUCACCAAAAAUACUAAAUGUGUUGCCGGUGAAGGACGAUGAGAAUUCGACUAAAUUUAUGUCCCCAAACUUGUUGAGCUUCCAUGACGAGGGGUUGCUGCCUUUGCCGAGACUGUUGAAAGUAAGUUGUGAUUUUAAUUGCAAUCAUGAGCAGUUGUAAUGAUAUUUUUCUUCGCUUUUAAAGAAAAUUUAAGCGCUGAAGUGGGCUAAUAAAAAUCAUGUUUUAGCUCGGGAAUUCGGACGAAUGCGAGACACAAGAGUGGAUCGACCUCUUAAUGGACGUGAGUGGCGCUAGCAACAAGCUCAACGAGCUCUUGGACAAGUUUGACGGCCACAUGCAACACGUCUCGACGGAUCUGUUCCCCAAAAUCAAAGAAUUGGAACAUCAAGACAAGCAAUGGAGACUCCUGAAAGAGUCGAUAAAUGACGACCAAAAAAGGCAAAUUGAGCGCUUCGGCUAUGCCAAAAUGUCGGCCAAACAAAUGCGGCUGGCCUAUCGAGAGGAUGGACUGCAUCCACCCACCGAAUUCACGGAGGCAAUGUAUGAGCGAAUGGUGAACGGACAAGACGAUGAGCUGCUUGAUCAAUUGGUCCUGGAGAUGAGUGAGAUGCCGGCGUUUUCGGAUCCCAACUUGUUGAAGAACAGCUCGAGGGCGAAGAGAGAUGCACCAGGUAAGCCAGGGAGAAAAGGAGGUUCGAAGUUGGUGUUCAAAAAGUAUCAGAAAACAUGAAAAAAUAUUUUUUCCAGAUAUUUUCAAUUAUGCUGUCGGGAAAAUAAUGAGUACAAUGCCGCGGCGCCCACGCCGAACUGAAAAGCAAUUUGAUUUUGUCGCGAGCAAAUUCAUUUUCUCGGCGGCAAUGCGAUUUUCGAUGCGACAGAGCGAUCAUUAUUUUUCCGACAGAUUGACAUAAGGUCAAAAAAAUGUAAAAUACGCCGAAUUCUCUACAAUUUUUUUUAGAUGUCAAAAGCUGAGGUUGAUUGCAGAAAAGUUUAGAAACCCCCAUAUUCCCCAUUUUCCAAUUUAUAAACAGGUUUUUUUCGGUUUGGGAUACCUUUUGAAGUAAAAAAUUGGCAUUUCUGUUACUUCUUCCUUCUUCGGCUAUCAAAAAGAUCAUUAAAUAUAAGACUCUAAAGCAGGGCCUAAUUUAAUAUCUUUCAUAUCUAAAUCUCCCUUUUAGCUGCCGAAGCCGUCGGUCUCAUGGCUCCGUACGCCUUGAGCAAUCAAGUGGGCCUUCCGUCUUUCCUCGGCAACCUCAUCUUGUCGCCUCAUGCCUUCAUCAACGAGCUCUUCAAUCCCCGCUUCCUCGGCUCCGAUAUUAUCUCUCCCCGUGCUUUCGUCGCCACAACGUUGUCCCCAUUCGCUAUGGUGGCCCGAGUGCUGGCGCCAGCCGCAUUUCGUGUCCAAACCUUAUCGCCUCAGGCAUUAACCGCGAUUGUGUUGACUCCGGAAGCAUUUAUCGCCGCAAUUUUAUCGCCGAGAGCCUUGGAGGUUCGCGUUUUGUCGCCGGAGGUGAUCACUGUGGGAGUGUUGAGUCCGAGUGAGUUUUGAAGGCUCCGUGAAACACAAGAGACAUCAGAAAUGCGCAGACAGCGACGCUGAGCUUUAAAAAAACUUGGAAAAAUUUAGUCGCUAUUCCCUUUCUCCGCUCUGCGCUCUUUAUGAAAAUUAAUUCCCGGAAAAUAAGAAAAAAACGGCUUUUUACUUCAGCGACACAUCGGUGAUUUUCUGUGCUCAUUAUUUUCCCGGCAGACUGAUAAAAAAAUUUUUCUGGGUCUUACGUCUCUCUACUUUUAGGUGCCGGAGUUGUACGAGUCCUAUCACCGGCAGACUUCAGUUGCUUCGUUUUGAGUCCGAAUAUCCUUGGAGCCAACUUUUUGAGUCAUGCCAAAAUGAACAUUGAGGUAAGUGCAGAAACGAUUGGCCUUUCAGGACGUCUGUAGCGAUAAACCCAGCCUUUUUCGAAUAAAAUACCAACUAGUUCGUUUCAUUUUUGGCCAGAAAACGGAACUUUUUUGCUGGAGUUUUUUAUCCUUCUUGGAUCCAAGACUUAGCCUUUUUACAGUGGCGGUCCUAAUCCAGUAGCAAAAAAAGUGCCAUUUUGCAUCCGGGAAGUAUCAAAAAUGUGGCAAAAUGCUUCCCUCUCCAAAUAGAAAACUUCGUUUUGAAGGGCGAGUCCCUUUUUCCUCAUAAAAAGAGCGGGCGCGCUUUUGAAAUCUGAGUUUUUCACUUGGAGAUGGAGGUAUUUUGCCACAUUUUUUGAUGCUUCCUGGAGGCAAAAUGGUACGUUUUUUCCACUGGAUCAGGUCCCCCACUGUAGUGGCCGAAAAAGUCCGCUACUGACAGUCGAGAUACAUAUUUUAUCAUCAUUUUUAGGUCCUAUCCCCAAGCAUUUUGGUAGCCGACGAUGGAAUCGGAUAA
Bursaphelenchus xylophilus (pine wood nematode) is the source of this 4382-nucleotide messenger RNA. Lineage: Eukaryota; Metazoa; Nematoda; Chromadorea; Rhabditida; Aphelenchoididae. The record is from the annotation of a GenBank genome assembly.